Pocillopora damicornis (cauliflower coral) is the source of this 3154-nucleotide messenger RNA. RefSeq lists its product as uncharacterized. NCBI's taxonomy places the organism in Eukaryota, Metazoa, Cnidaria, Anthozoa, Scleractinia, Pocilloporidae. The record is from RefSeq and is a predicted model, not a curated record.
CGUCUUUGCGCUGCGAAAACAAAACAACAUAAACAAGGGAAAGCUGGUGGAGACUUGGUUAAUGGCCUGAAACGGGAGAUUAAUUUCAGAGACUAUGAGUUCGCUACGAGAAAGACUGCUCCCUCACCAUCCAAACAACGAACCUCAAUUUUCCGGCUCAAUGCAUCGUCAGGGUGACUCAUUCUUGGGGAAUAAUGAUGAGGUUUCUGUUCAGCAACAAACCAACUAUCUGCGAAACUUAGCUGAAAACAUCCAUACUGAAGGUACUGGACAGAACGUGCCACUCAGCAUAUCUCCAGUUCAAGUGAGCAGUAUCCUCGCUGAAAUAACACAGGGGCAAGAGUUUCCUUGUCAUUCACCUACCCUUGAUUAUUCUUCCGGCUUCUUUGAAAGGUCUGGUAGUACGGAUGUACGGUCGUCAUCUUCAGCGUUGAGUAUCGGAAACACUUCGGGUAGUUCCGCUAUGACAUCGAGCGUCCCGAGAAUCUUCGGAACGGGCAGCCAACAGGACAGGCUUCCGUUUCCUUAUAGUCAAAACGCUGGCCAAAUAAUAUCCUCGCCGAAUUUUCUGACUAGUGACGGUGGUGGAACUUCUCCCUUUGGCUUUGCACAAAGUGAUCGAAUUAGAAGCUAUCCUCGACAAGAUGUGUCGAGUGACUUGGCUGGAAUCACGCCGUUUAAUUCCGGCUCCAAGAUCGAUAUUGAUCAAUAUUUGCGUCCAGAUCUGGAAGUAAAGUUUUGUGAUCUGGAAGAUCGUGUAUUUGAGAAACAACAGAGCCGUAAAGACAAGAAAGCACGCCAAAGAAUCAUUAAUGGAAAGGUGAAGUUUCUAGUACGAUCUGAGCGUCCGAUUGAAAAGGUGAAGGCCUGGGUAAGAAGAGAGGAAAAUGCUGCAAAGUUAGAAAAGGAUGCUAAUGGUAUGGUUGAGAUUGAAACUGACUUUCUGAGGAAAUUUAAGGAAAGCGGUCAUAUAUAUCAGGAAUAUCAGGUAGAUCUGGACUCAGUUUACAAGAUGGAGGGUUCUGAAAGACCAGUCUACAAAUUAGCAAAAGUUCAUACACAGGAGAGGAACCUGUUUGAACUGUUGGUCCAAGCUGUCUUUGGUGACAGCGAAGCCAGUGAGCAAAUCAAGUCCAAGCCUUUCUUGAUAAAGACUAAGAGAUUGAAUGAUGAGCUGCCAGAACCUGAUCCUCAUUCCAAACGCAUGAGGCCAAGCACUUGUCCAACCAGCUCAUCAAGAUGGAACCGAGGAAAACAAUCUGCAAAAUACAUCCCUUUGCGAAAUGAGGCAGAUUCAACAGAUGUAACGUCUCCAUUAUCGCUGAGUUCUGCGGCCUCCAGGAACUCUCCUUCAAGUUCGGAAGGUGAAACCAACCAUGUGGAUGAUCUUGUGGUGAAUCAUUUGAAAGCCCAACAAGCAAACAUUGACAACCUGACAGUCACCUUUCUGUUGCAAACACGAAGAGGUGAUAUCGCGUACCAUUUACGACUAACCAAACCGAGCUUGUACCAGACCCUAGACGAAGGGGUAGUGGUGGGUUUUUUCCCCAACGAUGAGGGAAUGGCUCAGAUUGAACCGCUGAGCAGUGAGAAUGCGACACGAGCGGUAAUGGCCGGGGUGAUCAGCAGGUCAGCAUACGUAGAAGCACAUGCUCCGUCGGAAAAAGAAAUAGGAGAAACAGAUAUUAUAUGUGUAAUUGGAAUGGUGAAGGUACUGAUUGUUGGGUCUGCGCAAACUGGUGAACGCAUCUAUGCUUCCACAGACAACCCAGGAACAGGGAUCGCUGAGUCCCAUUUGCCCCUGGGGGCUCACAUAUUUAGGGAUCACACCCUUCUGGGCAUGGCUAUGGAGCCAUGCAAGCCUCGCUACCACGAUGAAGCAAACCUGGUCAAGUGUUUUGUGUGUAUUGUGCUGGGAAUCAACAGUCAGCAGCUGUCCAGCGAGGUAGAGAACAUCAUGGAAAAUGUCGACAUGGACAUCAAAGCGGCCAUUGGAAAGUCUAACAAGAGAAACUGCCGACGGUUGUUCUUUUUCAUCGCUGGCUUCAUCAUUUUCCUUGGACUCCUGGGAUUUUUACUGUACGAAGUACUCACUCCGGGAACUCGCUUCCGCUACUUCCUGUGUCAGACUGGGUCUAAUCGUAAGCAACCAAACCUGGAGUGUACUUAUGAAGAUGCCUAUGUGAAAAUUCAAGACGUUUACAUACCUUUUGACCUUGAUAACCUCAAGACGAAAAUACCAUAUGGCGAGAGAAAGCCUGAGAAACUUAAUCCGAAUAUUAUAAAUCUCGCAGGGCCACCAAUCUAUUUUCUGAACUUCGACCGCUGUGCGUAUGGCGGGCGCCAUGACAGUAGCAUGUACACACCGGAACAUGCCAAACCGGUUUGUGGACCUCCGUACCUGGCAUCGUCCGGCAACUGCUCAGAAGUGUUUACAUUCAGUUGGGGAGUGUGGAAAGUUAUGAGAAAAACGAGGAGAAACGGCACUGACAAUGAUAGAUCUAUUAUCAAGUGUUCGUGUAAUGGAAGCAGAAUUUUAAUCAUCCAGUGGAUUGUCCUUCUUUUGCUAUCCUUCAGCGCUUGUUGUCUAGUCGCGAACUUUUGAAGAGUUGAGACAUUUCUUUUAGUUUCGUGAACGAAUUUCGAGCCAAAAUUUCUCUUCCCCUCUGCUAAUGACAAUUGUUUUUUGUUCUCACGCCCACAGCACGUGAUCUGAGUAAUUUUAAAAUCAUGUGUAGUUUGUGAAAGUUGAGAUAACGUGAGGUCUUGAAUUUGAGGUUGAAGUGGAAGGGUAAUUUUUGAUUGAAUUUCGAAAGAGAGCCGGAUAACUUUGGUUUUGAUUUACUUCGCCUUAGUGAUUGGCAUAGGAAACUCGCGCCAUGCUCAAAAAAAUCAGACGUUAAACAAAAUUCAGUUGUGACUUCGUCGCUCGCGUUUUCCCGAACUUUUGUUUUUUUUGCCUCUCUUUACUUGAGUUUUCAUUGGCUAUUUAUGAUGCAAACCUUUGUUAAGAUUAUCCGUUGCGAUUACUAUGGUUUUAGUUUUUGGACAGUCAGUUGAAAACUGAUUUGUUAAGUUGAACUAGUUUUAGAGUCCUCUGUUCUCAUAAAUUUUUCGCUUGCUUUUGUUAGGAGGUUAGGACUUUUUGAAGGCU